CAAUCUACAACAUAUCCAACUUUCAGAGAACGUAUUGAAUCAGAAAAAUUCAACACUCGCCGGAAAAUUCGCCGGAAAAUCAUCGGGAAAGCCUAUCCUCGACAUAUACUGCGUACACGCAUCAAUGAAUCAUCACUAAGAAGGUGCGUAAUUUUUUUUGUAGUUUCGAACAAUUUUUCCGACGAUUUGAAACAAACAGACGGUGGGCCAAAAAUUUCCGGCGGCCGGAACCUGGCCGGGCCAAAAAUUCCAGCGGCCGGAACCAGGCUGAGCCGCAAGAUAUUUUCGGCUCAGCCUGGCUCCGGCCGCCAGAAUUUUUCGGCCCGGCCAGGUUCCAGCCACCGGAAUUUUUCGGCCCGGCCAGGUUCCGGCCACCGGAAAUUUUCGGCCCACCGUCUGUUUUUGCAAUUUUUCGGAAAAAUUCGAUUUUAGGAGUUGAAUUUAGAUUUUAGGAGUUGAAUUUAGAGUUUAGGAGUUGAAUUUAGCGUGUAAGAAUUGAAUUUAGAGUUUAGGAGUUGAAUUUAGCGGUUAAGACUUGAAAUUAGCGUUUAGGUUCACAGGAAUAUUGAUGUAUUAUAUUGUAAUUGUAGGAAAAAUGUCAGAGUUGUUACCGGCCGAUCAUGAUUACACACAGGAAUUUGAGAAUGGGAUCCAUUAUGCAAGUGUGGAGUUAGCUGAGUUAGCUGCAAAAACAAUCGCUCAGCAGUGUGGGUUCUUUAUUAUUAGAGGAGAAUGGAAACCGAAUACUGCUGGACUACAUCCUGUUACUGCCCUCUGUAUGUAUUGCGACAGAAGUAGUAGGAUCGUUAAGUCUUAUAAACCAGACACUACGAAGGAGACGCGUGGGAAUAUUAGUUCGAAGGGUACUGGUUGCCAGUUUCAGAUAUGUAUAAAGGAAGUAUGGCAAAAGGAUGGUCCAAACACAUGGGUCAUAGUGGGAGUGACAAGUCGUGAAACCGGAGCUAAUAGAGGGUUUCACAACCAUGAAAAGGUGUUGUAUCCAGAACAUCACCGACACAACAAACAGUUUAGUGAGGCUGAAAAAGAGAGGUUAAAAUUAAUGAGGAAGGCGGGGGUGAGACCAAAUCAGCAGAAGACGACACUCAAUACUGAAGGGGGUGUGCAUCAUGAUAUCAAACAGAUGUACAACAUAAAUUCCAAGACAAGAUUGGAUGAGAUGGGUGAAAUGGAUGCGAUACAGUUUGCGCUUCACGGAGCUGAACAUCGUGGGUACCAUAUCUGUUUGCAAAAGGACUCUAAUAAUGUGCUCACUAAUCUGUUUUUUGCGCACCCGACGUCCAUUCAGAUGUUGCAUGCAUGGCCGUACGUCAUCCUCAUUGACUCGACCUACAAGACCAACAGGUACGGCUGGCCAUGGGUUGAGAUUAUUGGGGUUACUCCAGUGAAGAAGAAUUUCAACAUUGCAUGUGCAAUUAUUAAGCAGGAAACAAAGGAAACAUAUGAGUGGCUGUUGCGAUGUAUUAAAGGGUUGCUCGGUGAUACGGUUCCGAAUGUCAUUGUGACAGACAAAGAAGGUGGUUUGCUUGCUUCUAUUCCUGUGGUCUUCCCUCUCCCACAUACUGUCCACCUACUAUGUUUAUGGCACGUCAACAACUGUGUGAAGCAAAAGUUUGAAGUGUUACUUGGUGGAAUUGCAAAAAGAGAGGUAGCACAAGCGGUAUGGAAGAAAUACUUCGACAAAGCUGCAUGGAGUUGGACUCAGGAGGGUUUUCUUCAAAAGAUUAAUGAGUUUGAGAGGGUCUGGACAGUGAAGAACAAAAAAAUGGUCGACUACGUGCGAGGUGAGUGGUUGCCUCAUCAGACAAUGUGGGCAAAGUGCUACACGAACCAUGUGUUUCAUCUUGGUAACACGAGCUCGAAUAGAGUUGAGUCAUCUCACUCUUCAUUCAAGACUUUCCUUGUGUCUGGUAGAGGAGCGAUCGACACUUGUUUUGCGAAGAACCACAACUACAUGGAACAUCAGUUUCUGGAAGUGGUGAAUGAACUGCACAAGUCACUGAACCGCAAUCUGAGUAGGGCAAUUGAGCCUCCGUGCACGUUUUUGAGGAGGGUCGUUAGUUCUGAGGCAAUCAAACUGAUGUUAGAUGGGGCGGCGGAGUUGAAGGACAGUUGUGCGUGUCAUUUUCAGAUGACACAUGGGCUCAAGUGUGCUUGCCAGAUUGUUCAAGCUAAGGAAGAAGGACGUCAAUUCUAUGCUCAAGAGUUGCAUGUAUUUUGGCGGACUUUGGAUUAUAAAAACCCCCCACGUCAACAACAAGUCAGUGAUGAAAUUGAGCUUCAACGAGAACACUUUAGGCGUCUUACUGUAGAGGUGGAAGAAAGAGGUCCUGAAGCAGUGAGACAAGCAAGAGAUGCCCUAUUCUAUGGGCUUCACCCAGCAGAGGACAAUGUGAGGGAACCGGAAGUGAAUGAGAAUCCGAGAGGACGGCCUCGAACAAGCACCAUGGCCGUGUGAAGUUGCACUAUGGCCGUGUGGAAAUGUGCGAGGCUUCACACGGCCAGGCUGGGUGAGCUACACGGCCGUGUGAAGUUGCACCC
Molecule: messenger RNA, 2559 nt
Organism: Linum trigynum
Lineage: Eukaryota; Viridiplantae; Streptophyta; Magnoliopsida; Malpighiales; Linaceae
Source: the annotation of a GenBank genome assembly